GCUCAAGUGACCCGCAGCAAGAUCGGGGCCCAGUUUCAUGGUCUUCGGAGUGGGCCAUGAGCGUUGAGAGGCCAGCCUCCCUUUGGAGCACCCGCUUGGCGAAUCUGGAAGCCGACUCAUCAGUGGUGACCUACACGGGUGCGAUUGCCGCGUUGCGCCCGAAGCAGUGGCGCAUCGCAAAUCUGAUCUUGGCGAAGAUGGGCCUCAGCAGGGUAGAGGCCAACAUCGUGACGUACAGCAGCUGCGCCAAGUCUACGCCCACUUCCUGGCCCCGUGCUAGGCACCUCUUGUCACAAAGCCGCCAGGUGCAGUUGCAGCCCGACCUUAUCUUUUGGAAUUCAAGCCUCAGCUGCCAUGCCAGGGUUGCGCAGUGGCUUUUGGCCGUGAACCUGUUUUCUGGACUUGCGUCCGAGCAGAGGGACGUGUGCUCCUACAACGCAUUGCUCAGCUCGUAUGAGGUGGCCCAGGAAUGGCAGCGCGCAUCAGAUCUGCUGAGUGAGGUUGGUUGUGACCGAGUUCAAGCAGACGUGAUCUCUUUCAAUACCACCAUGAGUGCCUAUGGGAAGUCCAUGUGUUGGGAGGAAGCCUUACAGCUGCUGUCUGCCUCGGACGCCCCCAAUGUGAUCUCGUACAGCUCUGCGCUGACUGCCUGCGAGCGCAGCGCCGGAUGGCAGCAGGCGCUGGCGUUGUUGUCUGACACCCGAGACAGGGACACGAUCGUUUACUCCGCAGCGAUCAGCGCGUGCGAGAAGGCGGAUCAAUGGCAGUCGGCCUUGCGCUUGCUUUUUGAGUUGGAGAAGAGCGGCAAGAAGAGCGACCUCAUUGCCUACAGCGCAGCCAUCAGCGCCUGUGAGAAGGGCCGCCAGUGGCGCCAGGCCCUGCAGCUUUUUCGCCAGCUGCGGUCCAAGGGCUGGCGCGUGGACUUGAUAACCUACCACGCAGUCCUCAGCGCCUGUGAGAACGCCGGCAAGUGGCAAGAGGCCUUGGACCUUCUGCGCGCGGCCAAUCACGAACUGCAGAUCUCAACCAUGACGUACAACGUCGCCAUUAGCGCCUGCGAGAAGGCGUGUCAAUGGCAUGUGGCCCUGGCGCUCUUCGCAGAUCUCUCGAGAACGCCUUUGCUCGCGCCGGACGAGUUCACCUUCUCCGCGCUGCUGAUGGCCUGCGCGGCUGUUGGAAAGGCGCGCCUAGCCUUAGCCCUGGUCGCGGAGCUCUGUGACCGCAGCGACGCCGUCACCUACGAGGCGUCGCUCCGUGUCGCUGCGCACCACGACCCCCACCAGGCCGUGGCGCUGUUGGCCAAGCUCAAAGCGGACUUUGUGCGUCGUACGUUUGGAAAGCCGUGAGCCAAGUCGCAAGCUAGGCUGACGGGUUACACCAGAGUGUUCCCAUGGUCACUCUAAUCCAGUUCCAAAGGUUUCCCCCAU
Molecule: messenger RNA, 1427 nt
Organism: Effrenium voratum
Lineage: Eukaryota; Dinophyceae; Suessiales; Symbiodiniaceae
Source: the annotation of a GenBank genome assembly